AAACAACUUUUGGUUAUUUUUAUCUCAGCAUCAUUUUCUGUUGCAAUAUUGAUAUUAACGAACAAGUGUCAUUUCUUUUAACAUGUACAGAAACAGUUAUCCUGAUGCACCAGGUUACCACAACAUGGAGAGCCACACACGAGUAACAUAUCGCCGUAAUCCUGGAUUCUUGGAGAGGAUCGGUCAGAGUCUGAUCGGUAUUCUGGUGGGGAUCGUCCUGCUGAUAGUAGCGUCAUGUCUGUUGUUUUGGAAUGAGGGGAGAGCAGUAAAAACUGCCAAGUCUCUAGAUGAGGGACUGAGCAAAGUUUUGGUUCGGGAAAAUGUGUUUGGAAUCAACACUAACGAUGAUGGAGCCUUGAUCUACUUCACAGGAGAGCUGUCAACAGGGAAGCAACCAUUGGUUGAUGACCUCCAUCAUGUGACAGUGAAUGCAGUCAAACUACAGAGAACGGUGGAAAUGUAUCAAUGGGUGGAGACAGAAACUAAAAGGGAGUACAAUGAAGGCGGCCAGACGAGGACAGAAACCACAUACUCAUAUGAUUUGGAGUGGAGAUCAAAUGUGGUGAACAGUGAUUCCUUUGAUAACCCAGUCAACCACAAAAACCCAAGGAGUUUCCCAGUGGAAUCGAAAACCCAGGUAGCUAGUCCUGUACAUGUGGGAAUCUAUCAUCUCUCUAAUGGUCUGGUUGACCAGAUAAGCGAGUUUCACCCCAUUCCAUCGGACAUACUGCCUGUACCACAGGAGGGAUACCGUGUGUUCAAUGGCAUGUACUACACGUCACAAAAUCCUAGCAGACCCCAGGCAGGAGACAUUCGAAUAAGCUACACAUAUGCUGGUAUUAGCGGAGAAUCAAUGCUUGGGAAACCUGACGUGGUGAGUGUUAUUGGCAAGCAGGCAGGGAAUACGGUGGUGAGUUAUGAAUCGGAGUAUGGCUACAACCUGCUGUUUCUCUACAUGGGAAGACAUUCACCUGAGGCUAUGUUUGCUAAGGAACAGCAGAAGAAUACGUUGAUCUCCUGGGCUGUCAGGUUCGGGGGGUGGCUGUUGAUGUUCGUAGGAUUUGGCUGUUUGACAAGCAUCAUCAAAACCCUAGUUGACUGGUUCCCCAUCGUGCGUGAGCUGGUGGCCAUUGGAGUCAACAUGAUGAACCUUGCCCUCUCCAUCAGCCUCUCCCUAACAGUGAUUGCUAUUGGUUGGAUAGCAUACCGACCACUGAUGGGAAUAGCCAUCUUAGCAAUGGCAGCAACUCCUUUCUUCAUGGCUAAAUUUAAAUCCAGAGGAUCGCAUGCACAUUCAUCACUAGGCCUCAAGACCAUAAACUGAGAAUAAACUUGAAUAAAGAUUUUGAUUACCAGGGUAUGGUAAGAUUUAUCUAGCACAGAUGUUUAAAAAGCUGCUGGUUUGUAAAAACAAAAAAUUAAAUGCAAACAUACUGAAACUUUUAUUUGUUUAUACAUGUAAAAGUCAUUUCAGAAGUAAGUUAGAUUUGAAAUUUAGACUUAAGUCUAUUCUCACUUUAUGACCUUGAGGCGUGAACUAUCUCUGUUUGGAUUGGUGCUUCUUGACCUUUAGAUCAUUUUGUAAUUCAUUUGAUUGUCUUAUGCUUGUUAUGGAUGGUGAUAAUAAUUAUGGUGAUAAUGCAUGGUUGAUUUUUUUGUCCAAUUGUUACACAAGGGAGAAACAGUUUGUAUUUGUUUUUUAUCAGAGAGGUUUUUUUUCUUUGAUUGUUAUCAAGUAUUGCAUUGUAUUAAAACAAAUCUCAAUUUUUACAGUGUAUUGCAUAGUAGAUUACGCAAAUAAUAUUCCAUGGACACUUUUUUUGUUAGCAUGUUGCAUGCACUUUUAACUUAUUUCAUGCACUUUUUGUGUAAAAAUAUUCAUCUAGCUCAAACUGAAAGUACAGUAUUCACUAGCAAGACAUUACUUAAUAUGGAUAGUUAUUGUGGGUUAUACUUGUAUUAUAUAAGGUAAUAUAUACAUGUAUUGGUUGUAGUUUCUGUUUUUACUGUAAAACAUACUUUUAUAAACUGUAAUCAAAAAGUUAGUACCUAGAUUAUACUUAGUAAUAACACAAUCAUGAUUUUAUAGUACGUUAGUGGAAUUUUAUAUCAUAGACAAGUAUGUACAUCCUCAUACAUUAGUGUUGCACAGAUAAGCACAACAAGGCUAGCUUUAAAAAGUGCUAGAAUAUAACUACUAUAAAUAUAACUGUUUACUGCAUACAGAAUGACAGAAGUUCGAGUGGGAAAUGUUACCUGUACCGAAGGUUGCUGUAAUCAUGUUGCACUGUAUACAGAGUGAUAGAAUUUCAUGUGGAAAGUGUUAUCUGUACUGAAGGUUGCUGUAAUCAUGUUGCACUGUAUACAGAGUGAUAGAAUUUCAUGUGGAAAGUGUUAUCUGUACUGAAGGUUGCUGUAAUCAUGUUGCACUGUAUACAGAGUGAUAGAAUUUCAUGUGGAAAGUGUUAUCUGUACUGAAGGUUGCUGUAAUCAUGUUGCACUGUAUACAGAGUGAUAGAAUUUCAUGUGGAAAAUGUUACCUGUACUGAAGGUUGCUGUAAUCAUGUUGCACUGUAUACAGAGUGACAGAAUUUCGCGUGGGAAAUGUUACCUGUACUGAAGGUUGCUGUAAUCAUGCUGACCUGUUUUGUAUUUGUGUUGUCUUUUCUCUGACUAGUUUUCCAAUUGAUAUUAAUUUCAUAAAACUUGAUCUCUUGAUCUUAAUGAAAGUGAUAAUCACAAGGACUGUAGACUUAUAUUUCACUGUUGAUGUAUGUAGUUAGCAAUAUUUUAUAAUUUCUUGUUGAUACUAGUUAAUAGAAAAUAAAAGAAAUAUAAAUUAUUUAUGUAAA
Messenger RNA from Ostrea edulis (European flat oyster), 2852 nucleotides. RefSeq names its product transmembrane protein 43-like. Lineage: Eukaryota; Metazoa; Mollusca; Bivalvia; Ostreida; Ostreidae. The record is from RefSeq and is a predicted model, not a curated record. The coding region runs from base 83 to 1324 and encodes 413 amino acids. The transcript is spliced from 13 exons. Gene Ontology annotation, cellular component: nuclear inner membrane. Gene Ontology annotation, biological process: nuclear membrane organization.